Chrysochloris asiatica (Cape golden mole) is the source of this 528-nucleotide messenger RNA. It is a transcript of the gene FTL, whose product is annotated as ferritin, light polypeptide. Gene Ontology annotation, biological process: intracellular iron ion homeostasis; iron ion transport. The transcript has 4 exons. Gene Ontology annotation, cellular component: cytoplasm. NCBI's taxonomy places the organism in Eukaryota, Metazoa, Chordata, Mammalia, Afrosoricida, Chrysochloridae. Gene Ontology annotation, molecular function: ferrous iron binding; ferric iron binding. Bases 1 to 528 code for a protein of 175 amino acids. The record is from RefSeq and is a predicted model, not a curated record.
AUGAGCUCUCAGAUCCGUCAGAAUUAUUCCGCUGAAGCGGAGGCCGGCGUCAACCGUCUGGUUAAUCUGCAUCUGCGGGCCUCUUACACCUACCUCUCUUUGGGCUUCUAUUUUGAUCGCGAUGAUGUGGCUUUGGAAGGUGUGGGACACUUCUUCCGUGAGUUGGCGAAGGAGAAGCGUGAGGGUGCUGAGCGUCUCUUGAAACUGCAAAACCAGCGUGGUGGUCGCGCACUCUUCCAGGACGUGCAGAAGCCCUCCCAAGAUGAGUGGGGAAGAACCCUGGACGCCAUGGAAGCCGCCCUGGCCAUGGAGAAGAACCUGAACCAGUCUCUUCUGGAUCUGCACGCUGUGGGUGCUACCCACACAGACCCCCACCUUUGUGACUUUCUGGAGACUCAUUUCCUCGAUGAGGAAGUGAAGAUUAUCAAGAAGAUGGGCGACCACUUGACCAACCUCCAUCGGGUGGCUGGUCCCCAGGCAGGGCUGGGCGAAUACCUCUUCGAGAGGCUCACUCUCAAGCACGACUAA